CGCAUCGCACUGUUGCCGCAGAGAGCAGUGUUUUUUUGUCAUCAGUAGUAUAAUUGCCGAGCAAAGGAAGGCGAUAGCUGUUUUUUAUUUUUUUUAAAUCAUUUUAUUUUUUUUAAACAUCCUUUGGGUGUUAAUUUGUUACAUUCUACGUUUGAAAAAUGGUUAAUCCAGCUGUUGGACGAUUGUUGGCCGGACGAGUGUCUAACCUCGUCAAGUGUGCCGCCCAGACUCCGAAAUUCUAUUCCACACCAGCUCCGGCUUACGAGUUCAUCAAGGUGGAAAAAGUCGGUCAGAAGGGCAACGUCGGCCUGAUCACGCUUAACCGGCCGAAGGCUUUGAACGCCUUAAACGCCAAGUUGAUGGUUGAGAUGAACAACGCGAUCGAGGAGCUCGACGCCGAUGAUAAAAUCGGGGCCGUGGUGCUGACGGGCAACGAGAAGGCUUUCGCCGCCGGCGCCGAUAUCAAGGAGAUGAUGGACAACACCUACUCGCACAACGUCAAGACAAAAUUUUUGGAGCCCUGGAACGGCAUUGCCAAAGCCAAGAAGCCCAUCAUCGCAGCCGUCAAUGGUUACGCUCUGGGUGGCGGUUGCGAGGUCGCGAUGAUGUGCGACAUCGUCUACGCGGGCGAAAAGGCCAAGUUUGGGCAACCAGAAAUCGCGAUCGGCACGAUACCCGGAGCCGGUGGUACUCAGAGACUGACGCGCGCCGUCGGUAAGAGUUUGGCCAUGGAGAUCGUUCUUACCGGCAAUCAGAUAACCGCCCAAGAGGCCAAAGAAAGCGGACUCGUCAGCAAAGUUUUUCCCGUUGAACAGCUAGUUCCCGAGGCCGUCAAGCUCGGCGAGAAAAUUGCCUCGCACUCCCAGGUCGCUGUCGCCCUGGCCAAGGAUUCUGUGAACAAGGCUUACGAAACUACUCUUCAGCAAGGCAUGGACUACGAGAAGCGAUUGUUUUGGUCGACUUUUGCAACUGCGGAUCAGAAGGAAGGCAUGAAAGCCUUCACCGAGAAACGCUCUCCGAACUUCAAAAAUGAAUAGGAGCUCUGUUAUCUUUUGUAAUGUGAUGCCUUUUUUUUUUCAUCAAAUGAAAUAUUGCAAAGAUAAAAAUGU
Molecule: messenger RNA, 1109 nt
Organism: Copidosoma floridanum
Lineage: Eukaryota; Metazoa; Arthropoda; Insecta; Hymenoptera; Encyrtidae
Gene: Echs1
Product: Enoyl-CoA hydratase, short chain 1
Biological process (GO): fatty acid beta-oxidation
Cellular component (GO): mitochondrion
Molecular function (GO): catalytic activity
Source: RefSeq, a predicted model, not a curated record